GAGAGAGAAAAAGAAGAGAGAUUUUUUUUUGGGAAAUUAGGGUUCCAAAAAUUUCGAACUAAUGUUCACGCCACAGAGAAAACCGUGGAUGUCACCGGCGAUGACUCCGAGAAGCGAUACGCGUAAAAUCGGCGGUGUUACUAACCCUAGAAACGUUGAUAGAAAGGGAAAGGCCGUUGCUUUUAGCGAUGACCUAGUGAUAUCGACUCUCCCACCGCCUCCGAUUGGAACACUGACCGGAGAAGGCGUUUCUCGAGGUUACACUGAUGAUAUGGAUAUGAGUGAUUGGAGAAGGUUUAGGGAAGUGGGUUUGUUGAAUGAGGCUUCAAUGGAGAAGAAAGAUCAAGAAGCUCUUCUUGAAAAGAUCUCCACACUUGAAAAAGAGUUAUAUGGCUACCAGCACAAUAUGGGGCUUCUUCUCAUGGAGAACAAAGAGUUGGUUUCAAAGCACGAACAACUAAAUCAGGCAAUCCAAGAAGCUCAAGAAAUCCUUAAAAGGGAACAGUCGUCACAUCUGUAUGCGUUGACGACUGUCGAACAACGCGAAGAAAACUUGAGAAAAGCUUUGGGUCUGGAAAAGCAAUGUGUGCAAGAGCUUGAGAAGGCUCUUCGUGAAACUCAAGAGGAGAAUAGCAAGAUGAGGCUGACUUCUGAAGCUAAAUUAGUUGAAGCUAAUGCUCUGGUUGCUAGUGUUAACGGGAGAUCUUCAGACGUGGAAAACAAGAUUUACUCUGCCGAAAGCAAGCUCGCAGAGGCAACUAGAAAGAGCUCCGAGCUGAAAAUGAGAUUGAAGGAAGUGGAGACUCGUGAAAGUGUCCUGAAACAAGAGCGGCUUUCAUUUGCUAAAGAGCGAGAAUCAUAUGAAGGGACUUUCCACAAGCAAAGAGAGUACCUUAAUGAAUGGGAGAAAAAGCUUCAAGAAAAGGAAGAAAUAAUGACUGAGCAGAAGAGAAGCCUGAAUCAAAGAGAGGAAAAGGUUAAUGAAAAAGAAAAGAAACUGAAGCUGAAAGAAAAAGAACUUGAAGAAUGGAAUAGAAAGGUUGAUUUGUCUAUGUCGAAGUGUAAAGAAACUGAAGAGGACAUAACGAAACGAUUGGAAGAAUUGACUACAAAAGAGAAAGAAGCUCACACACUCCAGAGCACGCUAGUGGCAAAGGAGAAUGAGUUACGAGCCUUUGAAGAGAAGCUCAUUGCUAGAGAAGGGACAGAAAUUCAGAAGCUUAUUGAUGAUCAGAAAGAGGCAUUAGCUGCCAAGAUGCUGGAAUUUGAACUGGAAUGUGAAGAAAGAAGAAAAUCUCUGGGCAAGGAAAUCCUAAGAAAGAUAGAAGAGCUCGAACGACAGAAAGUUGAAAUUGAUCAUAGCGAAGAGAAGUUGGAGAAAAGGAAUCAAGCAAUGAAUAAGAAGUUUGACCGAGUGAAUGAAAAGGAGAUGGACCUUGAAGCAAAGUUGAAAACUAUUAAAGAAAGAGAAAAGAUCAUACAAGCUGAGGAGAAAAAGUUGAGUUUGGAAAAACAACAGUUGCUUUCUGAUAAGGAGAGUCUGGAAGAUCUACAACAAGAGAUUGAAAAAAUCCGAGCUGAGAUGAUGAAAAAGGAAGAAAUGAUUGAAGAAGAAUGCAAAAGUCUUGAAAUCAAGAAAGAAGAGAGGGAAGAAUACCUGAGACUGCAAUCUGAACUCAAGUCCCAGAUAGAGAAAUCUAGACUCCACGAAGAGUUUCUUUCUAAGGAAGUUGAAAAUCUGAAGCAAGAGAAAGAGAGAUUUGAAAAGGAGUGGGAAAUAUUGGAUGAGAAGCAAGCAGAAUACAAGAAAGAACAGAUACGAAUUUCUGAAGAAAAAGAAAAGUUUGAGAGGUUUCAACUACUGGAAGGAGAAAGAUUGGAGAAAGAAGAGAGUGCUUUGAGGGUUCAGAUCAUGCAAGAACUGGAUGAUAUUAGACUGCAGAGAGAAUCAUUUGAAGCCAAUAUGGAACAUGAACGAUCAGCGUUACAUGAAAAAGCCAAACUUGAGCAAUCUAAGGUGAUUGACGAUCUUGAAAUGAUGAGAAGGAAUCUUGAAAUUGAACUUCAGAAAAGAAAAGAACAAGACGAGAAAGAGCUACUAGACAGAAUGGCUCAGUUUGAGGACAAAAGAAUGAAAGAGCUUAGUGAUAUCAAUCACCAGAAGCAGGCUUUGAAUAGGGAGAUGGAAGAAAUGAUGUCCAAAAGGAGUGCUCUCCAAAAGGAAAGUGAAGAUAUUGCAAAGCACAAGGAGAAACUAAAAGAGCAGCAAGUAGAGAUGCAUAAUGACAUCAGCGAACUUAGUACACUCAGCAUCAACCUCAAGAAACGUAGGGAAGUGUUUGCCCAUGAAAGAGCUCGUUUUCUAGCAUUUGUUCAAAAGCUCAAGGAUUGUGGGAGUUGUGGACAGCUGGUAAAUGACUUUGUACUCUCUGAUCUCCAGCUACCAUAUAUUGAAGCAGAAGCUAUUCUACCACCUAUUGGAGUUUUGAGUGACCUUCCAGGAAGCUCUAAUGCAUCUGACUCUUGUAAUAUCAAGAAAUCUCUAGACGGAGAUACCUCUGGAAGUGGGGGAUCUAGAAGGCCCAACAUGUCGAUACUGCAGAAGUGCACUUCAAUCAUUUUCUCACCAAGUAAAAGAGUUGAACAUGGGACUGACACUGGCAAGCCUGAGCAGCGUCCAUCCUCCUCAGUGGCAGUUGGUAUGGAAACAAAAGGUGAAAAGCCUCUGCCAAUUGAUCUCCGACUGCGUCCAUCUAGUAGCUCAAUUCCGGAGGAGGAUGAGGAAUAUACAGACAGUAGAGUACAAGAAACUUCUGAGGGUUCUCAGCUAUCUGAGCGUCAAAGUGCCAGGCGUGGACGAGGCAGACCUAGAAAAGCCAAGCCUGCUUUGAAUCCUACAAGUUCGGUGAAGCAUGCCAGCCCUGAAGAAUCAUCAAAAGAUGAAUUGAGUGGUCACGUUUCUGUUACUAGAGAGAAGACAACAGGGGGAGGUGGAAGGAAAAGACAGCAUACUGAUGAUACUACUACUGGUGGACAGCGUAAGAGACAGCAGACAGUUGCUGUCUUGCCACAGACCCCUGGCCAAAGACGCUACAAUCUGAGGCGGAACAAGACUGUAGACCAAGUUCCAGCAGAUGUUAAGGAUAAUGCAGCUGGUGGUGAAGAUGAUGCAGACAUUGCUACCUCUGCCCCAUCAAAGGACAAUGUCGAAGAAACUAGCGAAUCUGUGGUGGAGACUCUUCGAGCUAGAAGAAUAGAAACUUCAGAAAUUAGGGUUGCAAAUGUGGAACCAACAGCUCCCUCUGUUGAAGAUGAUCAGAAGCAGAGAACAGUAAAUGAGGAUAUGAAUAAGGAUGGAGAUGGAGAUGAAGAAGAAGAUGAAGCUCAAGAUGAUGAUAAUGAUGAAAUUCAAGAUGAUGAUGAUGAUGAUGAUGGUGAUGAUGAUGAUGGUGAUGAUGAUGAUGGAUCACCAAGACCCGGUGAAGGAUCCAUAAGAAAGAAGCUUUGGACUUUUCUCACUACAUAACCAUCGCACGUGGAUGAUCUAGGAGAUGUUACUUUCACAUUUAUUCUGUAAAACCAUUUAUAGCUUCUUGGAUCCAAAGAGAGACCCUUUUGAUAGGGGUGAAGUUAGAAGAAUUAGAAGCAGAGGCGUGUGUUUUUAAUGAUGUACUUUGAAUUGACAGAACAUAAAAGCCAGAAUCCAAAAGGA
Molecule: messenger RNA, 3712 nt
Organism: Arabidopsis lyrata subsp. lyrata
Lineage: Eukaryota; Viridiplantae; Streptophyta; Magnoliopsida; Brassicales; Brassicaceae
Product: protein CROWDED NUCLEI 2
Exons: 7
Coding region: 62-3526 (1154 amino acids)
Biological process (GO): nucleus organization
Cellular component (GO): nucleus
Source: RefSeq, a predicted model, not a curated record